UUGGUGACAGCAGUCUUGCUUUGUAAAACGCAGAGGAAAUGGCAUUGGUAUGAAUUUUUUAUGUAUUUAGCAUGCUGUAAGCUCUAGAUCUCCUUUCGUGCUACAGAAUAAUAUCCCUGCUGCAAGAUGAGCUGGUCUUUUCUUCGAGACAUUUUAAGUGGGGUCAAUAAAUAUUCAACUGGUAUUGGACGGAUCUGGUUGUCAGUAGUCUUUAUAUUCCGGCUCCUUGUGUACGUUGUUGCAGCAGAAAAUGUUUGGAAAGAUGAACAGAAGGAGUUUGAGUGCAACAUCCGACAGCCAGGGUGUGAAAAUGUCUGUUUUGACCACUUCUUCCCCAUCUCUCAAGUAAGACUUUGGGCACUACAGUUAAUAAUGGUGUCUACACCCUCGCUUCUUGUGGUACUACACGUAGCAUAUCGAGAAAGCAGAGAGAAAAGGCACAACAAGAAGCUAUACGAGAACCCAGGAAGCAUGGAUGGUGGCUUGUGGUGUACAUAUGUUAUCAGCCUCAUCUUCAAAACAAUGUUUGAGUUUGGUUUCCUUAUUCUCUUUUACAAGUUAUAUGAUGGGUUCAGCGUUCCACGGCUGGUGAAGUGCGACAUGGAUCCUUGUCCAAAUACUGUGGAUUGCUAUAUAUCCAAACCUACAGAAAAAAAGAUUUUCCUGUACUUUGUCGCUGUUACCUCACUACUCUGUAUCUUACUCAAUGUUUGUGAACUGAUAUAUCUCAUCUACCAGUAUUUUACUAAACAUUGUUUUAAAUGCUAUGGACAAAAACAGACUUUGGCGCAGUGUAACUGCAAGCAUCAAGAAAACACAAACCAGGAAUUGACAUCACAGUUGCAACCAACUACUGGUGAUUCAAUAGAUAAUUAGUAAACUUAUGAAUACAAAAACCAACAUGGACUCUAUAGUUAAAUUUUUUUCAGGUUUUAUAAUGGACUUUUCUUGUUUUUAUAGAUUAAAAAGACAGGUGCCACAUACAGUACAACCUUUAAAGUGGAUUCACGUAUUGGGGGCUAGUACUAAUAUUUAUGAGCCUAUAGCCUAGCAUUUCACUAGGAACCUGUACCUUGGGAACUGAAGUCAACUCUGCAGCUAGGCUCAUCUUCCUCUCCCGCCGCUCCACUUCUGCCACUCCCCUUCAACAAAAUCUACACUGGCUCCCAUUCCCCUACAGAAUCCUCUUCAAACUCCUCACCCUCACAUACAAGGCCAUCUUUAAUUCCACUGCUCCCUACAUCUCCAACCUCCUCUCCCUUCAUACUCCCUCCCGCCCACUACGGUCGGCUGAUGACCGUCGCCUCUCCUCUGCCUUGGUCACUGCUUCCCAUGCACGAGUUCAGGAUUUUGCCCGUGCUGCACCCCUUCAGUGGAAUGCGCUCCCCCGCUCCAAUAGACUCUCCCCGACCUUGCAAAGCUUAAAAACGGGCAUUGAAAACCCACCUAUUUAUCAAAGUGUACCCCUCCAAUGCAUAACCUAGUCCUUAGGCUGCUCCUCCAUCCCCUUGCCCCAUGCCUUGGACAUCUCUGCUUUGCUCGCAUACCACCAUCAGGCUUCUACCUGCUUGCACCUCAUGUCAUCUGUCUGUUGCCCCUCCCCACUAGAUUGUUAGUUCUUCAGAGCAGGACCCUCUUUCCUCUUGUCUAAACCCUCUUCUUGACACAUUUCACUCAGCGACCAUCUUUACCUGCUUUCUCUCCUGCUGGUAAAGGCUCAUCUCUAUCUAUGGCCGCCAGCCCCAAGUAGUACAAUGAUUACUCCUUCGCUACUUACAUCUAAGCUGUAUUAUGUUUUGAGAAUUGUGUUGCUCUUUGUUACCUGCACUCCAUUUUUGUUAUUUAUUUACUGUUAUGCUAAGUUUUGUCUCCCUGUACUGUCCUUUGUACGGCGCUGCGAAACACUUGUGGCGCCCUAUAAAUAAAAUGUAAUAAUAAUAAUAAUAAUAAACAUUAUGCUGAGAAACGGAGAUAAAACUCACCUUUAGACAGACCAAUAAUCGGACGUUGCCAUACACUUAGAUAAUUGGUCUCCCUCUAAUCUGAGCACCAAAUUAUGGCAUCAGUCAGGCAUGCCGAAAGAUAUUUUAUACCCGACUGAGUGAUAAUUGGUGCUCGGUCGCGACCAUACAUUGCAGUUAUUAUCCAGCUAAUAAUUGCAUAGUGUAUGGCCUUUAGUAAGGAAGUGUCUCAUUAAAGAACAGGCCAUAUUGCCUUCAUUGUGACAGGUCUACUUUUAACAGUUUAUUAACAGAUGUUUAGGUGUAUAUAUAGAUCUAUUUAUCAUAGGACUUGUCUCACUACUGAAAGCACAAGCUAUACAGGAUCUUAAUAUGACAGCAAUACAGAUGAGUCCUUUUAAACUGUGGCUUCAGUCACGCAAAUAGCCCUCACAGCACGCCAGGUUCCAGGCGACUUAAGACUUUCUUGCUCAAAUUGUGCAUCUUAUUCACUAAAAUAAAAUAGGGAGCAACAAAAUGACAUUGCUAGAUUACAACGGUCAAUGUGAUGUGUGACAUGUGUACAGAUGUGUGCGAUGGUGUCUGAAUUUGUGCAAGAAGGGUUCCACUGGGAGCAGCUACUGCUUUUCCUCACGCCAAAUUUUAUUAUGCUUAAGCUGUGACUUUGUACACGUGUAAAACAAAUUCCCGUGUGGUUAUUUUCACAGCCUAUUGUCUCUAGAACACUUUCAGCAGGUUUUCUCCCAUUCUGCGAGGUGUAUAAAGCUCAAAAUAUAAAGAAAAUUACGGUAUAGUGCUUCGGGUUACUUGCAGGGGUGCCCUAGGUUGGUGGUCCAAUACCAAUUCAAAUUAUUUAAUCAAUGUGAUAGACAAACUCAGUGCUUGUGGCUCCCAAUCAUAAACUAUGUGGAUAAACAGAAGUGAAUCCAAUCCCUCACCACAUAAUUGAGCUUGAUAAAAAUAUUACAUUAAGUAAAUUGUGUUUAUCUGAAUUUCUCUAUAAGAAACUUUUGGCCUAGGGGGUGGCACGAAAUAAAUCUGAUACUCUAAGGCAGUUACUCAAAUAAGUUU
This is a messenger RNA of Pseudophryne corroboree (corroboree frog), 3032 nucleotides long. RefSeq names its product gap junction protein beta 7 (gene GJB7). Gene Ontology annotation, cellular component: connexin complex. The transcript has 2 exons. Gene Ontology annotation, biological process: cell-cell signaling. Lineage: Eukaryota; Metazoa; Chordata; Amphibia; Anura; Myobatrachidae. The record is from RefSeq and is a predicted model, not a curated record. Gene Ontology annotation, molecular function: gap junction channel activity. The coding region runs from base 127 to 876 and encodes 249 amino acids.